AUGGAAUUAAAAAAGGAGCUACUGCAGGGAUUGUUGGACAAGAUUGCUAUACCGUCUCCUCGCGUACUACAACAACCAGCAUCGCCUCUAAUGAAAGCGAGGCAGUGUAAACACAAGUCCAGGAACAUGAAAAGAUCGGGUGACAGUGAGGGGGAGAAGAGAAGAAAGAGGCGGAAGCUACUGCAGGAGUUGGGAGACCAGAAGAUCCCCUUUCUGGGACCUUCAGAUCGGGGCUAUCAGCAACUGUGGGACUCCAGUUACUCUGGCCUGAUUCUGAGGAGAUCCUGCUCGUUGCCUGUGGAGCUCCAUGGCCGGGUGCAGGCAGCUCUGCUCACCCUAAGAAGGAAGGGAUGCCUCCUGAGGGAUUUGGUACGUGUCCGUGACAGAGAUGUGUUCACCGCCGUUUCCCGGGCUCUGCUGGGUGAGCCGGGCCACACCUAUCGCUAUCUGGACACACGGCUCUUUACCAUCCCCUGGCACAGUGAGGAUGCUGAUGUCAAAGGACAAAACUGUUGUGACCCUGACUUGAGGGCUGCUUGCAAGGCAUUGUGGGAGCUUAACACCUUCUUCUGCUCUGACGUGUCUCAGCUAAAGGAGGGAGACAGGCUGACACAAUGUGUGAAGGGGGAGACAGAGGCCAAGCAGGGUGAAGAGGGGGACACAGGGUCUAAGCACAGUGAAGACUCCAAGAAUAGUGAAGGAGGGGACUCAGAGUCUCGACAAAGCGAGGAGGGGGACACAGAGUCCAAGCACAGUGAAGAGUGGGACAUUGAGUCAAAACACAGUGAAGAGGGCUGCUCUGGGUCCAAACAGGAAGGAGAAUGGGAGACUGAGUCCAAACACAGCAGCGAGGAGGGAGAGUCCUCCCAGGCCAAACCAAGUGAAAUGGUUGUCGCAGCAGGGUCAGAGCACAGUGAAGGCAAAUUCCCCGGCUGGGCACCCAAGGCCCUGACUGGCCCUGAGACUAAACCUGUGGGACUCGGGGCCCAAGAGAAACCCUUGACCCAACUCAAGCAUAGUUUGUCAGAUUAUCACAUUGAAGACAGGAAGGAACAGGCAAGCGGGCAGAGCUGUUCCCAGCCGAGUCCUCCGCCGGUGUGCACUGGUCCGGUCAAGUUCAAUGUCACCCUACUCAACUACAUGGACCCGGCAGCUAUGAGCCAACUCAAAGAGGAGCCUUACUAUGGCAUGGGGAAAAUGGCAGUAGGGUGGCACCAUGAUGAGAACCUCAUCACUCAUACGCCGGUGGCUGUUUACAGCUAUAGCUGUCACGAGGAAAAAGGUGAGAGCAGUGAGGGAGGCAGCAGUGGGAAGGCAUGCUGGAGGAUUGGGCUCAAGGUAGCCUGGGACAUCCAUACACCUGGCCUGAUGCUGCCGCUGGAAUCUGGAGACUGCUAUUACAUGAGAGAUGACCUGAACAGUACCCACCAGCAUUGUGUCCUAGCUGGAGAGACUGCACGCUUCAGCUCGACACACAGAGUGGCUGAGUGUUCCAGUGGGACCCUGACCUACAUCCAGUCACGGUGUCAAGAGGCCCUGUCCAACCUGCACACUGACCCAGAGACGGGCUCCCACAGUCUGCUGACCCUGCUGCCAACAACGCUACAGCACUGUGAGGACAUUCAUAAUGAGGUGGAGUUCGAGUGGCUGCGGCAGUACUGGUUUCAGGGCCAUCGCUACACCCGCUUCUGCAGCUGGUGGACCAGACCAAUGGAGCAGCUGGAGCAGGACUGGAAGCUCAUGGAAACGAUGACGAUGCUCUUUCUGGAUACAGUGGAGAAGGAGGAGGGCCAGGCAGGAGAGGGAAGGAGGGAGCUGGCAGAAACCUUGCUCUCUGCCUUGACAGACAGACACCAGCAAAGACAGACAUGGAGAGACAGGUGCCACUCAAAUCUGGCCCAGACAUUACCCCCUGAGGAGGCCCCAGUGGACCGGCCUUUCUGGGGUGUGGAUGACCCCAGCAUGCCGCUGCCCUUUGAUCUGGCUGACAUCAUCAACAGAGUGGAGUCACUGCUCUGGAGGAUGUGAAGGAUGGAUGGAGGAACUGAGAAAGAAAGAAAAAAAUCCCACCAGCUUUUUUGAAUGGCCCCCACAUCAGUUGAGGGGACAAGACCACUGAUGACACCUCCGUUGUGAUCCCAUCAAGACUGAUUUCCUUUCGAUUGGUUCAUUUACACCCCCCUCCCCCCUUACUCCACCCUCCACAACCCAGCUGACCCUGGCAUCUCAGCCGCUCCAGCUCGGAGUUGGCUGGAAGGAAUCCAGAGCACCACAAUAGAACCAGAAUAGUGCUUCAGUAACAUGCUAACAACGCAAGCUAAGCAACCAGCUACUAGUGUCACAACGGUCUAACGAAACAUAAGUGGAACCUGCAUUUCAGUGUUAGCAUACAUGUGUAACUAUUUAUUUCAGUGUAUUCUGUUACUUAAUCUCAUGUAACCCAGACAUGCUUUUAUCAAUAGAUUGACUCAUUCUCAGUAGUUACAGUACAGUACAUACAUAUACAGUAUGCUUUCUAUUUGUCACACAGUGUUAUAUUACAGUAUAGAAUGGUAAAAAGAAAAAAAAACUCACUUUGCUCACAUGGUAUUGCAUUCUUCACUUGUGUAUAGUGUAUUACCUUUUAUUGUGUUCAGAAAUGGAAUGAGGCUGAAGAGACCAAAGAAAGAUUAUUAUAAGAAAGUUAUGAAUGUCACCCAACGGAGAACAUGAAGAAUGUGUUGUUUGGUGUUUCGGUGCGUUUGUUGUGCUUGUGCCAUAUGAAGGCGGGACAGCGUGUUUGU
Molecule: messenger RNA, 2783 nt
Organism: Plectropomus leopardus (leopard coralgrouper)
Lineage: Eukaryota; Metazoa; Chordata; Actinopteri; Perciformes; Serranidae
Gene: fto
Product: FTO alpha-ketoglutarate dependent dioxygenase
Biological process (GO): regulation of multicellular organism growth; DNA alkylation repair; RNA repair
Molecular function (GO): mRNA N6-methyladenosine dioxygenase activity; ferrous iron binding; broad specificity oxidative DNA demethylase activity
Source: RefSeq, a predicted model, not a curated record